This is a messenger RNA of Aegilops tauschii subsp. strangulata, 2944 nucleotides long. RefSeq names its product disease resistance protein PIK6-NP-like. Gene Ontology annotation, molecular function: ADP binding. NCBI's taxonomy places the organism in Eukaryota, Viridiplantae, Streptophyta, Magnoliopsida, Poales, Poaceae. The record is from RefSeq and is a predicted model, not a curated record.
GCUAUAGGUACUUCCUCACCAAUAUAUAAGCCCACCACUUGUGAGAGGCUCAUUGCCGUCCACUAUUUCCACUGCCCGUUAUAUGCAAAAUCGCAAGCCCAGAGCAGCCAGCAGCCAUCCACCGUCCUGAGAUCUUGCUGUGAGAGAGCAAGCUAGCAGGAUGGAAAACGCGGCGUCCAUCGUGAGCAAGUUCGGGCAGGCGCUGGUGGAGGAGCUCCAGGAGAUCCGCGGGGUCGGCAACAAGAUCGUCCACCUCAGGGACGAGCUGUCCUCCAUGAACGCCGUGCUCCGCAUGCUGGCCGAGACCGACGACGACUGCGUCGAUCACCUCGUCCGAGAGUGGACGAAACAGGUGCGCGAGCUUGCUUCCGACGCCGAGGACUGUGUGGAUAUCUACAAGCUCCGCGUCAGGCGCCCUCUGCCACGACUGCCCGUCGACCCCGGCGCGCCGUUCAACUGCGCCAGACGUUUACUCGGGCACGCCAGGCUUCUACCUGCCAUUGUUCGGCAUCAGUUUUUGAAGCUUUACUUGAAGCGUUGCCUCGACCAGGAGGCACUACGCAGAUCGGCCACCUUUGCCACUGUGUCACCGGCCACCCUGUCUGCCCGUGCACUUCGCCCGUCAAACGACCACGACCAGUUCAUCGGCCUGACGGAUCAGGUCAACGCCCUGGCCGACAAAUUGAGGUCAGGGGAUGACAAAGAUAUGAAGGUCUUCUCCAUCGUUGGGUUUGGAGGGCUCGGAAAAACUACGCUCGCCAUGGAAGUGUGUCGGGAGCUAGAGGUGGACUUCCCACACCAAGCCCAAGCGUCCGUGUCCCAGGCAUUUGAUGGUGGAAAGGACCUGGAGGGAUUGCUUAAGCGCAUGCUUCAUCAGAUGGCGAAGCAGAAAUCCGAUAACAAGGAUGGCAUCAAGGAAGAAGACGUUGCUGGCAUCGACGGUAUGGAUGUGCCCGGGCUGACCGGCAAGCUCCAAGAUCUUCUCCGUGACAAGAGGUACCUCAUAGUGAUCGAUGAUGUAUGGACCAUACCAGCAUGGGACGCUAUCCGCUCCAUAUUGCCAACUGACAAUAAAUACAAAAGCAGAAUAAUUGUGACGACUCGGGUGGACUCGGUGGCAAAAGCUUGCAGCUCAGUUAGUGCGGCUUUAAGGGACUAUUUUGUCCAUGAAAUGAAGCCGCUGGAAAAAGAAGUGUCUAAGCAGUUGUUCAUCAAUAGAGUGUUUGGCCCUGAGGGUGCCUGCCCCGAACAACUGAAAUCCAGCAUGUUGAAUAUCUUGAGGAAGUGCGGUGGGUUGCCAUUGGCGAUCGUUAGCAUGGCCAGUCUUUUGCCUAGCUACAAGUCGCCACGAAGCAAGGAUAUGUGGGACAAAAUAUGCAACUCGAUCGGUUCUCAACUGGAGAGCAACCCUACCUUGGAAGGGAUGAGGCAGAUAGUUACACUCAGCUACAGCCACCUGCCUCACCAUCUCAAGACUUGCAUGAUGUAUCUCAGUAUUUUUCCAGAGGACUAUGAAAUCAAGAAGGGUCGUCUACUAAGUAGAUGGAUAGCCGAAGGCUUGGUCGCUGAGAGGCGAGGGUUGACAUUGCUAGAGGUGGCAGAAUCCUACUUCGAUGAGUUGGUGAGUAGAAACAUGAUCGUCCCAGCCAACAUAAGCUAUGAUGGGAGGGUGAAGUCAUGCCGCGUGCACGACAUGAUGCUCGAGGUUAUGGUGUCAAGGUCCAUGGAGGCAAACUUUGUGAGCCUGGUUGGAGGUGAACAGCACGAAGGAGAGUCGCUUGGCAAGAUCCGGCGGCUCUCUAUCCAAAGCAGUGGUGGGCCAAAGGACGAAAGGAGCAUGAAGCAUGUCCGGUCGCUUAGCACGUUUCAUCCCCAAGGCCAUAAGGCGCUGCUGGAGCGACUUGGCGAGUUCACCCUCCUGCGGGUACUCGACCUUGAAGACUGCAAAGCCUUGCAAAACAAACACAUGAAGCAUGUGUGCCGGAUGUUUCUGCUCAGGUUCUUGAACUUGAACGGCACUGACAUCAGCAAGAUGCCAAAAAAGAUCGGCAAGCUUGUGCACUUGCAGACACUGAACCUAUGGAACACACUUCUCCAUGGCCUCCCUCAAUCCGUGACGGAGCUGGAGAAGCUCGAGUCCCUCUACUUCCAUAAUAGGGAGUCGUAUUUUGAUUGCAGGCUUCCCUGUGGACUAGGGAGAAUGAAGGCGCUUCGCGUGCUGGAUAAGAUGGUGCUCCAUGAUGAUGGUGCUGACGCUGCCCGAGAGAUCGGCGAGUUGACGCAGUUGAGAAAGCUUAAUAUAUCUAUCGACUGCUCCCAAGAGGUACUUCAAGUGCUCAUCACCGCCCUGAACAGGACAUAUUCCCUUCGACAACUCUCAAUCUUGGACCGCGGUAAUGGGAAGAUAAUGAACAUCCUCGGAGAGAUGACCUCGCCACCGCUGCUCCUCCGGUCAAUGGAGAUCUGUGGCGGAAUCGAUGGGAUGCCCGAGUGGUUUGGGUCACUCAUGCACCUUGGGAAGCUAGAUAUCUCAUAUACAAUGCUUAGCAGCGACGAGAUACUUGGCAUCCUGUGUGAGUUGCCAAACCUACUGCGCCUCACCCUCGGGUUCAGGAGUUGCACCAAUGAUGCGCUAGUCAUAAGCGCCGAGUACCGAUUCCCAGUGCUCAAGCAGCUGAAUGUUCACUCCGUACAGAAAGAAAUCAUUUUUGAGCAAGGGUCCAUGGCAAUGCUCGAGAAGCUGGAGGUAGGAUUCGGUUCUGAGGAAAAGAGCCUUUCCGGCAUCGAGCAUUUGCCAAGUCUAAAGGUGGUGGUGCUCGCUGGUUUGAGAUCCAACCGUACACUGCAUCAGACGGUGCCGCAGCUCAAGUUGGAGAGCGACCGACGCCCCGUGCCAAAUCAGUUCAAAGUUGUAGCACCAGCCCGGAUCUGGGAAGAGUUAUAA